Cuscuta europaea is the source of this 556-nucleotide messenger RNA. The record is from the annotation of a GenBank genome assembly. Lineage: Eukaryota; Viridiplantae; Streptophyta; Magnoliopsida; Solanales; Convolvulaceae.
GAUGAGGAAAUGAGAGAUCUUGCUGAGCUGCUGAUAGCUGAGCAAUCACUGUUUGUCUUUGGACGAGGCUACAACUAUGCAACAACACUUGAAGGUGCAUUGAAGGUUAAGGAAGUAUCUCUUAUGCAUAGUGAAGGAAUCCUUGCUGGUGAAAUGAAGCAUGGUCCCUUAGCUUUGGUUGAUGAAAACCUCCCUAUUUUAGUUAUCGCCACUCAUGACAGUUGUUUCAGCAAACAACAAUCAGUGAUUCAGCAGCUCCAUGCCCGUAAAGGUAGAUUAAUAGUGAUGUGUACAAAAGGAGAUGCAUCAUCUGUUCGUGUUAGCGGAUCAUGCCGUGUCACUGAGGUUCCUCAAGUUGAGGACUGUUUGCAGCCAAUAAUUAACGUAGUCCCGCUGCAGCUAUUGGCAUAUCAUCUUACGGUUCUACGCGGAUACAAUGUUGACCAACCUUAGAAUCUUGCCAAGAGUGUUACUAUUGAGUAAACAUUCCACUUAAAGAAAUAUACCAUUUUUGUCUCUGGUUCAAGAUGAUAGAUUGAGGGAAACCUUUGCAUUU